Rangifer tarandus platyrhynchus (Svalbard reindeer) is the source of this 1119-nucleotide messenger RNA. NCBI's taxonomy places the organism in Eukaryota, Metazoa, Chordata, Mammalia, Artiodactyla, Cervidae. The record is from the annotation of a GenBank genome assembly.
AUGUCUCUACGCUGCGGGGGCGCGGUCCGCACCGUGGGCCCCCGGGUAUUUGGAAGAUAUUUAUGCAGCUCUGUUAGAGAAGUAAGUUCCUUGCCAGAUGAAAAAAAGGAAUUUUUACAGAGUGGACCAGACCUUCAAGAAUUUAUAUCUGGUGAUCUGGCCGACAAGAGUACUUGGGAUGAAUAUAAAGGAAAUUUAAAACGCCAGAAAGGAGAAAGGUUAAGACUACCUCCAUGGCUAAAGACAGAGAUUCCUAUGGGGAAGAAUUAUAAUAAACUGAAAAACACUUUGCGGAAUUUAAAUCUUCACACAGUGUGUGAGGAAGCACGAUGUCCCAAUAUUGGAGAGUGUUGGGGAGGUGGAGAGUAUGCCACCGCCACAGCCACGAUCAUGUUGAUGGGAGACACAUGUACAAGAGGUUGUAGAUUUUGUUCUGUUAAGACAGCAAGAAAUCCACCUCCCCUGGAUGCCAGUGAGCCCUACAAUACUGCAAAGGCAAUUGCAGAGUGGGGUCUGGAUUAUGUUGUCCUGACGUCUGUGGAUCGAGAUGAUUUGCCUGAUGGAGGAGCUGAGCACUUUGCAAACACUGUAUCUUACUUAAAGGAAAGGAAUCCAAAAAUUCUUGUGGAAUGUCUCACCCCUGAUUUCCGAGGAGAUCUUAAAGCGAUAGAAAAAGUUGCCCUGUCAGGAUUAGAUGUAUAUGCACAUAAUGUAGAAACAGUUCCAGAAUUACAGAGGAAAGUCCGUGAUCCCCGGGCCAAUUUUGACCAGUCUCUACGCGUACUAAAACAUGCCAAGGAGGUUCGACCUGAUGUUAUUUCUAAAACAUCUAUUAUGUUGGGUUUAGGUGAGAAUGACGAGCAAGUAUACGCCACGAUGAAAGCACUUCGUGAGGCAGAUGUGGACUGUUUGACUUUAGGACAAUAUAUGCAGCCAACAAAGCGCCAUCUUAAGGUUGAAGAAUACGUUACUCCUGAAAAGUUCAAAUACUGGGAAAAAGUAGGAAAUGAACUUGGAUUUCAUUAUACUGCAAGUGGCCCCCUGGUGCGUUCUUCAUACAAAGCAGGUGAAUUUUUCCUGAAAAAUCUAGUGGCUAAAAGAAAAACAAAAGCCCUGUAA